AUGUUAAUAUUGAAAUCAUUUAAAAGACCUAAAGGAGGUGGACCAUGUCCAUUAAUUAAUAAUCCAGUGAAGAAGUGGUUGAAAUAUUUAUCAAUAUUUCAUAUAAUUUUACUUGUAAUGACUUGUGUUUCAAUUAGUUUUCCAUUUAUUCAUGAUUUACAUUGUUCAAUUCUAUUCAAUUCACUUGCUAAUCUUAUAGCAUCCGCUAUAUGUUCUACACUCAUGGCUACAUAUUAUAUUAUUGUAUCAAAUAAAGAUUUAGGUAAUAUUUUACUACUUACUAAUAGUGCUACUAAUAUUCCUCCAAAGGGAGCUAUUAAUACUAAUAAGGUGGAUAAUGUAAAUAAUGUGUAG
Messenger RNA from Theileria annulata, 354 nucleotides. RefSeq lists its product as uncharacterized. The coding region runs from base 1 to 354 and encodes 117 amino acids. The record is from RefSeq and is a predicted model, not a curated record. Lineage: Eukaryota; Apicomplexa; Aconoidasida; Piroplasmida; Theileriidae. The transcript has a single exon.